Messenger RNA from Trematosphaeria pertusa, 1698 nucleotides. RefSeq lists its product as uncharacterized. NCBI's taxonomy places the organism in Eukaryota, Fungi, Ascomycota, Dothideomycetes, Pleosporales, Trematosphaeriaceae. The transcript is spliced from 2 exons. The record is from RefSeq and is a predicted model, not a curated record. Bases 1 to 1698 code for a protein of 565 amino acids.
AUGAGCGAUCCAGCCGGCAGCGCGUCCGCUCGCAAAGUUCCCGUCCCCCCUUCUCUCCUCCCCGGCACCAUCAACGCCGCCACGAGUCUCGUUCUACCCCUCCCCGGCAUAGCCACCAGCCCUACACCCGCCAGUACAACUUCCCCAGGCCACCGAACACGCUGGUACACCGGCUACCUCCAGCACUGGCCCAGCUUCAGCACGGACGCGCACUCCUUCUACGCCGAUCCAGACUUCCGGGUUGCGAUCAAAGCUACUAACACCGUCGCUAUUGUUAGACUGAUGGACGUUGCGCCUGGCAUCGCAGUUGCAGCGCAGUCGCCAGACGAAAUCGCCGACGUGUACGAUAAGAAGUGCGUCAAGGUGGUGGAGAAGAUCGCGAAGCUGUUGAUCGCCGCUUUUGCCGCCGCCCAGGGCGCAGGCCAGCAGGCCGCAGUGCAAGAGCUGGGACUGCUCGACAUGCACACGGCGAGUUGGGAGAAGGUGGAGAAUAUGAAGUGGGAUGUUAGUUGGCGACCAAGAUGGGUGUUGCGAACCAAGAACACGGAGCCCGGAGUGCUCGGAGGCGGAUACGAUACUCGCGUCGUGGGGCAUUUUCUCAAAGUACCGGGCGGUGCGGAGGAGGAUUUCCUGUCAGCGGCUAUUGCGGACAGGAAUAGUUGGAAGUGGAAGUCUCUGCGCUGCGUCCUGGGCCGUAUAGUCCACUACCUCAUCCAAUCCAACACAGCUUUCGGCUUCAUAACAACAUACCACGAAACCGUCUUCCUCCGCCUCCAAAUCAUCACACACCCAGACUCCACCCGCCGCGGCGUCGUCCGCCUGCCCAAACUCUACUACUCAGACCCAAUACGCAGCUCCACCACGCACUCUCUUGCAUCUCCGGUCCAUAUCGCUGCGGCGCGCGACGUUUUCGCCGAGCUAGCCGGCCAGAACGACAUGCCCUUCGAACCCAAACAGAGCGCCGAGGAGGCCGCUGCGGAAAAGGUGGCGAGUGAUGUGAACGAGAGACUAGCCGAGAUGCAGAUGGAUGACGAAGCCGCGCAGCAGGCGGUAAAAGAGGAGGAGAAAGCAGGUGGGGAAGAUGAGAUGGACAUCGACCCAAAAGAAGAGAUCCCCAUCGACCCCAUCAUCUGGGAUCUGCUCAACUCGCCCACGCCACCCGACUCCACCGCCGGUGCCGAAGGCGAAACCGACCCAGACCACACCUCCUUCCCCGGCCUCGCGUCCUCGUCCCCUCCCCAGUCAUCUACCCAUCCCAACAAAGGAGAGGAAAACGACCACAACUCCCCACCACCAGCCUAUACACGCUUCCUCCGCUCCCCACCUCCAGUCCCCAACGAGGAGGAAGGGAUCGACAACUUCACCCUGCCCCUGCGCUUCCUGCGCUCCCCCUCGCCCACUACACUCUUGCGCGCCCGGCUCUUGAAAACAGCGCCGAAGCAUCCGGCUACGAUCCGCGGCGCAGAACUGGCUGCGUACAGGCCGCUGUUGGUUAAUCCGCUGUCGCAACAGCUGUCUGUGCGCGCGGCGAUGUUGUAUGGGUUUUGGCUGGGCAUGCAGCCAGAAGGGUGGAAGCUGCUGGAUGCGGGGAAGGGGGAGAGGAUUGGAAAGGCGAAUAAGUAUACGAAGCUACAGCGGAGUGGUGAGGAUCUUGAUGUGGGGAAGGGGUUGUUUAAGCGGAAGGAUAGUGCGCACUGA